Messenger RNA from Anneissia japonica, 3775 nucleotides. RefSeq names its product small glutamine-rich tetratricopeptide repeat-containing protein alpha-like. The coding region runs from base 113 to 1213 and encodes 366 amino acids. Gene Ontology annotation, cellular component: membrane; TRC complex. Gene Ontology annotation, molecular function: molecular adaptor activity; protein binding. The transcript is spliced from 11 exons. Lineage: Eukaryota; Metazoa; Echinodermata; Crinoidea; Comatulida; Comatulidae. The record is from RefSeq and is a predicted model, not a curated record. Gene Ontology annotation, biological process: post-translational protein targeting to endoplasmic reticulum membrane.
UGGUAGUCGAAUACAGUCAAUGGCCAAUGGGGAUGUAGCUCUCUAGUAGGUUCUUUAGUACGUGUGAUUGUGAUUUGUGCAUGAUUUUCUAGACACGAGAAGUUUAAAAAGGAUGUCCGAUAUAAACAGGCUUGUCUAUGCUAUUCUAGAAUUUCUGAAUCAGCAGGUCGAAAGUGGAGCCCUCAACGAAGAUGCAACAGAAAGUGUGGAAGUUUCUAUGCAGUGCCUUGAGAGUGCCUAUGGUGUAAGCAUUUCUGAUGAUGUCAUUCAGUCUCAACUUAGUACGGGAAAGUCACUCCUAGAUAUAUUUACAUCAGCUACUGGGCUCUCUGCUAAUUCAAACUCCUCUGCUGAUAAGGCAUCUGGAGGGUGUUCAAUAGCAGCAGCAGCAGGUUUAGCUGUCAUCUCAGAGGAGGACAAAGCAAAAGCAGAACAACUUAAGGGGGAAGGAAAUGAAUUUAUGAAAGGAGAAAAAUAUGAAGAUGCAGUUAAUUGCUACAGCAAAGCAAUCAGCAUUGAUAAUAACAAUGCUGUCUUUUAUUGUAAUCGGGCAGCUGCCUACCACAAGCUUAACAAACAUCAGCAAGCAAUUGAUGAUGGAAACAGAGCAAUUACUAUAGAUCCAAAAUAUAGCAAAGCUUAUGGAAGAUUAGGAUUAUCAUACAGCUGUUUGAAUGACCAUAAAAAUGCAAAGGAGUCAUUCUCAAAAGCUUUGGAAUUAGACCCAACGAAUGAAGGCCACCGUGCAAAUCUUAACAUAGCUGAGCAAAAAAUGCAGGAAUCUAGUAUGGGGGUACCUCCUACUGGAUUUGGAGGACAACCUAGCUUUGGUGGUAUGGACUUAGGAUCUGUUUUAAAUAACCCAAUGUUAAUGAAUAUGGCAUCACAAAUGAUGGCUAACCCACAGAUGCAGCAAAUGAUGCAGGGAUUACUAGGUCAAGGAAUGGCUGGUGGGUUUGGAGGACCUGGUGGGGCCCCUGCCACCACCCAGCCUACUACAGAGCCAACACCACCAACUAACCAAGCGGCAGACAGUAGUCCAGCAGCACAACCUGACGGCAUAUCAAAUCUACUAAGAGCAGGGCAGCAGUUAGCACAACAAGUCCAGCAGCAAAAUCCUGAAUUAGUUGAACAGUUAAAACAGCAAUUCCAACAGAUGCCAGGCGGAGACGAUCAACAGCCUCCCCCAGAAGGAGGUGCUGGGGGUGUUUGAAAAAAAAAAGGUUUUAACAUGCGAGUAAACAAUUUUCACAAGACAAGGAAAUGAAUGAUGGCAUUAGCUAACCUUCAAAUUAGUUAAAUCAUUAAUCAUUGAAAUAUAUAUUAAAAUACAGUAGGUUGGUUGAGAUACAAAUUAUACUUUUAUUUUUUAUUUACCAAAUAUAUAUUUUAAUUUUCUACUGUGGAUGUUGUCAAUUUUUUGUAAUGAAAUGGUUUCAUUUUUUUUCCUAUUAAUCAAAUGAAGAAGUUAUAUUGAGUUGCUGCCAUAUCCACUGAUAUGAGUUUUUUUAAUGACUAACUUUGAUACAAUAAUUGUACUGUUAAAAUUAUAUUGUACUGUUACAUAUAUAUUUUCGAUUGGAACACUUUUUACAAAUGUCCUUCGUAUCACAGAGGAAAUAACUAAUCCCUAACCUGUUGUUUUAACCAGAUGUUAAAAUGAACACUGAAAAUGAAAAGAUAAAUCAGUUUGUAACUUUGUUCAGAAAAUUUCUCCAUUCUAUCACAUACUGACCAGGGGUCAUAAUAAGUCCCCUGCAAGUCACUGGCCUGGAAAUUGAGACAUUCUUCUGCACCAGUGGCUGCUCUAGGAUAUAUUUUCUGAGGCGUGGGGGAGGGGGGUUCUGAGCUGUCCAACAAGGGGACUUGGGCUGGUAGGCCCGAGCUCGGGAAAGGGUUUGAGAGGGUGUUCCCUUUCCCAAAUGAGAUUUUUUUAAGAAUAGGAACCUCUGGAUGGUCAGAAAUGACACUCUCUGAUUGUGACAGACUUGUAUUAGCUUGGCAAGGGCCUAUUUUUAUAUAUUUUUUAAUCCGACUGCCCGACAAGCUCUGUCCAAUGAUGGGCUUGACCUGUCCGGUGGAGGGGGGGGGGAAGGGGAUUAAGCAUUUAACUAGAUCUCCCGGAAGUGACUUUUUUUAACUUGGGACCCCUGUACUGACAACAUCCAGAUGUACAACAUUCCACACUCAAUCCAUCGCUAUUGUGUCUUUCUUCCUACAUAACAGCUACAAAUUAUAAUUCCAGUACCAGAGUCACAUAAUCCAUUUUAUGUAUAUCUUCUUCAUCACUACAGUUUUAUUUUGUAAAGUGCAAGGCGGCACUUGUAUUCUGUUGUGGCUCCACCAUGGGGGAGAGAAUUGUAUACCCCUGUGUCUGUCUCCACUUGCAUUUGUUGGACUAAAUAUAUUCGGCUUGCCAUCUCAAAACCAGCGUAAAGGUAUUCCGAGUAAUUAGCUUAAGAAUGUGGCAGUGUUGUAUACUGUAGUACAGAGAAGCUGUAAUACUGUUAUUUAUAACAUUAGCAAUAAUGAGUUAAUUUCAGUAAAUGACCUCAUUUUAAAGCUUAUAAUAUCAUAAUGUGGAGAAUAUGAAAAUAUUAAAAAGUCAUUAUUCUUGUUUAGGUCGCUGAUACUGUUUUUGGCAUGACAAGCCCAAUAUUCUUACUGUCGACCCUAAAUUUGAGCUGGUAAUCAAGGGAUUUUUGUAGAAGUCUGUAAAUCAUUGAAAACUUUAUCUUAAUGCAGUUGAGUUGAUUUGUUUAUUUUGGUAAUUUAAAAUGAUGUUUCAAUGUUCAGAUUUAUAAGAUCGUAUUUCUGAUUUCAGGAGGUGUUAAAAAAUGCUUAUUUGAGGCAUGCCAUCCCAAAACCAGCGUACUCUCACUAUGUGUGAAACUGAGUAAUUAACAGCAGAAUUAGCAUACUAUGUUGGUUAUGGUUGGGUUGUAAGUGAGGGAAAUUUUCAUUAUAGUGAAGGUAGAUAGCGCUUUGUAAAUGCAAGGAAUAAGCACUUUGAAGUAACAAGUAUUGUGUACAAAGAAGCUAUAAUAGUUUUACUCAUAAUUUUGGAAAUAGUUGAUUCCCGUAAAUGACCCAUCAUUUUAAAGCUUAUAACGUAGAGAAUAUGAAUAAAUUGGAAAGCCAAUUCCUGCCAGAUUUUAGGGCCAAUAUAUUUGUUGAAGUACUUGCUUAUUGCUAAGUCCAUGGUGCUAAGUGUUUAAAAUGGAAACUGUGGAAGAAAAAGAGGGUACGAGUCCUGGAGAAGUGUGCUUCUGCAGCGCACUCGCUUCCUUGGUUAUUGUUCAUCAAAUGUUCCUCAAAGCCAAGUCAUUCAUAUGUUCUAAACAUCCAAGUAAAUUGCAUCUUUUCAAGCUCUUUAUUAAUAUCCACAGUGGAUUCUCUUUUUUUUCAGUAAUGUCAAAUAUACAUUUUUCGAUGUUUGUCAACACUUUAGUAUACUUGCUAUAUUAUACAGUGAAACACCAAACCACACAAUUUAUGUAAUUUCUAGGAUUUGAGUCUGUCCAUAGACAUAUUUUGGAGAAAACAAUGUACAGUAAUUAGAAGAUACAACUAGUAGCCAAAUUUACUGUAUGCAUUUAACAAAAUGACGAUUCAGGAAGACUGCAAGUAUUGAAAUUGUCAACUUAAACCUCAUUGUGAUAUCAGGAAGGUAGACUCAAUUGUAAAACAGAUAACCAGUAACUUUUUAUAGUUUAAAUUUAGCAUAUAAAAUUGAGUUGACUAAAAGACAAUAAUUAAAAACACCAGCUGAUAA